AUGUUUAGGAACCAGUACGAUAGUGAUGUGACAGUAUGGAGUCCGCAAGGCCGCCUGCAUCAAGUCGAAUAUGCUAUGGAAGCUGUGAAACUUGGAUCGGCCACUGUAGGCCUUAAAAAUAAAGAGUUUGCUGUGCUCAUUGCCCUGAAGAGAGCUGUUAGUGAACUGUCGGCUUAUCAAAAGAAGAUUAUCCCUAUUGAUGAGCACUUAGGUAUCUCCAUAUCUGGAUUGACUGCAGAUGCUCGCAUGUUGAGUCGUUUUAUGAGAACUGAAUGCCUUAACCACAAGUAUGCUCACGAUGCGCCAAUGCCUGUGGGCCGACUUAUAGGGCUUGUUGGCAACAAGAUGCAGAUCUGCACUCAAAGAUAUGACAAGAGACCACUUGGUGUCGGCUUGCUUGUAGCUGGUUAUGAUGAUCAAGGUCCUCACAUCUACCAAACCUGCCCAUCAGCUAACUUCUUUGACUGCCGAGCGAUGGCCAUCGGUGCUCGCUCUCAAUCAGCUCGUACCUACUUGGAGAAACACUUGACGGAGUUUGCCGACUGCGAGCUCCAGGAUUUAGUGGCUCAUGGUCUCCGGGCGUUGAGAGAUACCCUGCCUAAUGAAGUGGAUCUCAAUAAUAAGAAUGUGUCCAUAGCAAUCGUAGGCCCCAAGACACCCCUGAAGAUCUGUGAGGAAGCAGAAUUGUCCCGGUUCCUAGCACUAGUGGAGGGGGAGGAGAGGCGGGGAGGUGCUUCCCUCGCGGUGGGGGAUAUUCUCCCCGACGACCAGCCUCCGCGGGACCGACCCGACAGACCCGACCGCCCGGAACCAAUCCCGGCGCUAAAGGAAGGCUUCAGAUUGAAAAUAUCAGACUAUAAAAUUUCAAUGUGA
Messenger RNA from Chilo suppressalis (striped riceborer), 873 nucleotides. NCBI's taxonomy places the organism in Eukaryota, Metazoa, Arthropoda, Insecta, Lepidoptera, Crambidae. The record is from the annotation of a GenBank genome assembly.